Messenger RNA from Orussus abietinus, 1188 nucleotides. Its product is annotated as stress-associated endoplasmic reticulum protein 2. NCBI's taxonomy places the organism in Eukaryota, Metazoa, Arthropoda, Insecta, Hymenoptera, Orussidae. The coding region runs from base 105 to 299 and encodes 64 amino acids. The transcript is spliced from 3 exons. Gene Ontology annotation, cellular component: endoplasmic reticulum. The record is from RefSeq and is a predicted model, not a curated record. Gene Ontology annotation, biological process: endoplasmic reticulum unfolded protein response.
UUGUGGCAGUAGCAUACGUGGACAUACGUUGUCGUGACGCUCGUUGAUUCUGGUCAGUCAAAUCUAGUGCCGCACAACUCUCAUUAGUACGGACUAACGGGAAGAUGGCACCUAAACAGAGAAUGCGUAUCGCCAACGAAAAAGCCACGAAGAACAUUACUCUACGCGGAAAUGUUCCGAAGUCGUCGAAAGCCCAGGAGGAAGGAUCGCCUGUGGGACCUUGGUUAUUAGCACUAUUUAUUUUUGUUGUCUGUGGAUCUGCAAUCUUCCAAAUUAUUCAAAGUAUCAGAAUGGUAUAGAACAAUCAAGUCUACAAGCACCAUGCUUCAACAUAAUUAUAACAUUAAAAUAAGGAAUGUUCUAUGUUGAUUCAACACGGAAUCCAUGCUCCUUUGGAGUUUGACUGAUGUUUUCACUAUAAAAAUGCAGAGCCUACAUGAUACCCCAUGGACUGAAUGGGUUUAUGAUUACAUCAUUGGAAGAUCAUUAAAUUGAAGAUAUAUAUUUUUCCUUCUUACAUCAGUUCAUAGUUUUGGAUUUAUAAUAUAGCAUUUAUAAGCGUUUAACAUAAUUGCAAUGGUUAAUAAUUAUGAAGUUAAAUCAUUGGUGGAAGGGUUGAUUAAAACAUUUAAUUAAAAUCGUAUGAAAAUAGUGAUCAUUGUUUGCGAUCGGAAGGCUCUGAAUUUUUUUACACGUUUUAUAAAUGUCAGUGGUAACUACUCAAUAUAUUUUUGAAGUGUAUAUUUGAAGAAGCAGGUAAUAAUAGGUAUAAUGUGCAGAUAGCAUGAAUUCUUCCACUGAUGUUGAUGUAGCAAAUAAUUGUAUAUAACAAAAAUAUUCAAUAAUGAUUUUUCUUGAGCAUUCCACACAGAGUGGAUGGUAGCAUUGCUUUUUUAUCGAUAAUUCUAGUUGAAAAUGGAACUAUUUAAAAAGCAUUCAACUGUCACAGGAUUGUGCGAGAACUAAAAGCUACCAACACUCAUGGUCUUCAUAUUUAAGUAAUAUUAUCAAUAAAGAUCGUUUUGUGAAAUAAUACUGCUUAAUAAUAAUUGAUUUUGUUUUGUAAUGAAGUGUAACCAAGUACCUCCAAAAAGAUAUUUACUGUUUUUAGCAAAAAAACUUGGUUGAUUGGUGCAAUUCUUGUUAAAAAUUGCUUUUUUUUUGUUAAUAAAAUCCCCUAUAAAAACA